Molecule: messenger RNA, 549 nt
Organism: Zea mays
Lineage: Eukaryota; Viridiplantae; Streptophyta; Magnoliopsida; Poales; Poaceae
Product: probable H/ACA ribonucleoprotein complex subunit 1
Exons: 5
Coding region: 16-534 (172 amino acids)
Molecular function (GO): RNA binding
Source: RefSeq, a predicted model, not a curated record
AUCAAGGUACUCCUGAUGGCUCUGGUGCUUACUAAUAUUACUUAUCACUUGAUUCUAAUUGUUACUGUUAUUACUGUGAAGAGGAGGAUUGUUGACCUCCAUCAGAAUACCACCACUGGAUCUACUGAUAUUACUGAUAUGUGGGAGCCAUUGGAGGAAGGCCUACUUCCGCUUGAGACAACAAGACAUGUCUCUAUGAUCACUAUAACUCUUUCAAAGAAGGAGAUGGACACAUCAUCUAUCGGAUAUCAAUCUCCUUUGCCUGCUGAUGAAGUGAAGCCUUUGGUUAAAUAUGAUAAUGAUGAAGAUGCACACUCACCUGGUGGCCGUGGAAGGGGUCGUGGUGGUCGAGGCCGUGGGCGGGGCAGGGGCAGAGGUGGACGUGGAAAUGGGUUCAAUGAGUAUGCUGAUGCUGGUUGGGAAGACGAUCACGCCCCUGCAUAUAUGGGCAAUGGAUAUGCCCGUGGAAGAGGUCGCAGUUUUAGGGGCCGUGGUAGGAGAGGCGGCUACAAUAACCAGCCUGAAUACCAAUAGGUCGGAGGUUAUUAC